This is a messenger RNA of Mollisia scopiformis, 4395 nucleotides long. RefSeq lists its product as uncharacterized. Bases 1 to 4395 code for a protein of 1464 amino acids. The record is from RefSeq and is a predicted model, not a curated record. Lineage: Eukaryota; Fungi; Ascomycota; Leotiomycetes; Helotiales; Mollisiaceae. The transcript has 7 exons.
AUGGGGAGAACCAAAGGCGUGCCCAGCCAAUGGGCUCCUGUCAAUACACUGGAAGAUCAGCUGGCCUCUGCUGGGUUGCCGACUUCUUGGGAAAGGACUUCUAAAUCCCCGUACCCUCGAUCCUGUAAAUCCUGCCGCGCUGAUCUUUCGAAUCUGAACGCCAAGCAACAGCAACAGCAUCAUGCCGAUUGUAUGCUCGGCACUGCUCCUGAUCAAUUCGAUACACCAAAUCGUCCGUACAAAUGCCCGUACUGUCAUGCUGAUAUUACCAACAUGACCGUUCAAGAACAGCACCGGCAUCUUGACAACUGCAUGCCCAGCACUGCUCGCAACGGAUUUACACCCCGUAUUUCUUACAAUUGCACGUUCUGUCAUACUGACCUUAAAGACAUGAGCGUUCGGGAACAACGAGAGCAUAUGUCAGAUUGUGUGCCUAGCACUGCUCGCAACGGAGACACGCCCCGCGCUAUCUACAAUUGCACAUUCUGUCAUACAGAUCUUGCAAACAUGAGCAUCGAGGAUCGACGAGAGCAUAUGUCAGCUUGUCUGCCAAGCACUGCGCCCAAUCACUUUGCGCCCCGAGAGAUUCAAGAAGAAGAUUCUUUCAUAGGAACUCGUCACCACGUGCCAUCUACAAUGUCAGGCUCUUUGGAGAUUCCUAGUGAAGCUGCCACCAAUGCCUCUAUCCAUCAAGGCACAGGUGAAGAAUCUCUAGAUUCUUCCAGCAGAUUGACAAGUCCGCCGGAAUCGCCAGUCAUUGCUGCGCUCAGCGAAAGAGGCUUUGUUGCUGACCCUGAAAUGGACGACGACGAGCUAGACGUGUAUGACGAUACAAUUGCCAACGACGAGAAUGCCGGAAAUGGCAGUCAGUCCUCAGGAAUCACCCCAUACGUACAAAAUGAGCUGGAAUACUACGAUUUUGAUGAGAUAACCGAAACCCCAGCUGCUGAGCAUAUGGAGCGUGAGCCUUCGGAAUUUCCUCAAGAAUCUCAAGAUCCACAAACAAGAAGCGCCUCGGAUGGUUCUGAAGCACCAGAAACCAAGGAUGUCGGCAAGGCUCAUACGAAUGAGUCGGAUGCAGACCUCCUUCGCCCACAAAAUCCCAAAGUGAAGCAUUACGGGUUUCCAAAAUUGACGGAGUUCGAAGACUUCGAACAAUACCUGGCGAAUCCUGAGGAAAUGAGUCUUGAGAUGCUGUUCCGUCGGACUGCAAACGUGUCAAAAUCAUUGCUAGCCUACCAAAAAGAGUUCAAGGCUACCGAACAAGUAGUCAAGGAUUUUGCCAAGAGCAAGAUCCCAAACAAGCAGAAAGAAAUGGAGGAGAAGGCACGCCUUGAAGCAGAGAAAGAGGCAGAGCGGUGGAGACUCUACAAUCUGUACUAUCCCAAUCUCCAAGCUCUCUUGGAGGCCUCUCCGGCAAGUGAGAAUGCAACUGCUGGGACACCAGAAGAUGAGGCUGCUGAGGCCAAUGACGAUGAAGCUGCCGAGCCAAACGAAGACGACGCCGCUGCGACGGCUGAUGAAGGUGGCAAUGGAGCUGAGACUGAUGUUGGAGAAGCUGUCGUAGUCACUUCCAACUCAAGGAAGCCUCAGUAUCGAGCACGAGCAAUCCGCGAUAAAGCAGAGGAGCUGCUCAAGGGUUACCCUGAAGAGCCUGAAGCUUCAGCAAAACUCCUGGCAACUCUCUUCACCGGGAAGACCUUGGCUGAAAUGAUUGCCCGAAAGAACGGAGUUAAUGCACCACCAAAGGGCGCUGCAGCCAAGAGUCAACUGGAUCUGAUCGAUGUGCCUUAUCCAAAUCUCGACCAGACGGAGAGAGCAUUCUAUGCGACCAGACAAAAGAGACCUAUUGAGGAGGAUCUUGAAAUGUUCGAACUCCGAAAGAUGGCAGAUGUCUACGGUCUUCCGCUUAAGCCUGGUAAUAGUGUCAAAGCUGCCACGGUUGAAUUGCGAGAUCGAAAUGCUGUCGAAGACACUGAGGCAGUUGAAGAUCCGAACGGUCGCCCGAAGCGCAAUCGGAAUAAACCCACUACCUAUGAGACAGAGCAGAGUGUGUCUCAAGGAGAAUCCUCUGAAGAACUACCGGCAAAGCGAAGAAGAAUACAGACACAAGCAACGACCACCAAUGGAUCUCCUGCUCGUGCUCGCACUGCAACGGAGACUCGUGAUGGUUCACCAGCCCCAAGAACCUUCGCCUCUGGCAAGCGUAUCGGUCGCCCUCCUGGAUCUAAGACCAAAAUCAAGCCUGAAAAAUCGAAGUUGCAGCAAUCACAUUUGCCACCCAAGUCACCGUCCGAGAGUGAGACACCAAUUCCAGAUGGGGCCCAGUCACAUACCCAAGAUCUCCCAGCCAAUGAAGAAGCUCAAUUGCAAGAAGCCGCUCAAUUCCUUGUCAAGAAGACAGCUAAGGGUAAGGAUGUCAUUAUUCCACCCAAGAAGGGGCAGCAUGGCGGUGCUCGCACAAAGAAGGCCAAGCCUGAGGUCGAGGAACCAGUCAAGCCUGCCCGAGGAGUACGUGGAAAGAAGCAACCAGAAGCAGCUCCAGCUAAGCCACGAAAAGGUGGUAGAGCUAAGAAGGAGGUUACUCAAAAGACAGGUUUGCCAAAUGUUGACGAGCAUGAGGUUGUUCAGUCUACUGAGCAAGAUGAUGAAUCUCGUUUCGCAUCUGCUUCAACGUCACGACCAACAACGUCCUCAUCAGGGGCAACUGUUACGACUCUAGGAAGCCGACGUGCUACUCGUCAAAGUACUCGUGAGCAAUCCAAAGUCAAUACGGAACAAGCUGCUGCGAAUGAAGCAUCGGCAAACCAAUCUGCUCCAGCCAAGGGAAAGGCCAAGCGUAAGAGAGGAGCCAACGAGCCCCAAAUUGUCGAACCUGAGCAGCAACAAGUUGCUAUUGUAGCUCCGCCCGCGAAGAAGCGUAGAACCAAGGAGCAAGAGGAGAGCCCUGUUGAUGUCGCAGUUGCUAAUGGAGAAGCUUCUGCUCCUACCUCUAGUCGACAAAAGCGUAAGCGCGCACCCACUCUUACACAAGAUUCUAUUCAGGUCGCCCUUCCGGAUCCAGUCGAAGACGAGGAGGAGAGCACACCGCCGGCACCAAAGCGACGCAAGGGAGGUAAAGCUGCUGCGACUCAGCCAUCGGCUUCUGACCCACAUGGCAUUUACGAGAGCACGCCUCCACCAACAAAGGCCCCCAAGGCAGGUGGUCGACGUAAGAAGGUUGUUGCGAAGCCUUCUAACAUCAUCGUCCUCCCUGUCAAUCCGGUUCUGCCUAGCGAUACUAAGAAAGAUGCCGAGAGUAUGCCUGCACCUCCAAAGAUCCGUAUCAAAACCGGGAAGAGCAAGGCGCUCAAGCAAUCAUCCACGGAGUCAGAGUAUGUCAGCGGUGAUGGCGAAGAGACCAGCCGAAAGACCCGCAAGGCUCGCCCUAUCACCAGACGCAAGAAUGGCAAGCGAACUAUCGCUGAAGUAGACAGUGAUGAUGAGACUAGCGAACCAGCUCCCAAGAAGAGAGUAGGACGCAAGACUAAGACCAAUGUGGCCACAGAGCCAGAAACUGAUAUUAAUGAGCUUACAACCGAUGGGGAGGUUGCAUUGGCUGUCAAGAGAACCCCGGGUCGUCAAGCAAAGGCUAAGGCUAGCAAGCAAGCCGAGGAUGGUGAUGAUGAAGGCGAUGACCCGGCACCACCUAAGAAGAGAGUAGGACGAAAGGCUAAGGCUGCUCCCAUCCAAGAGCCAGACUAUGAGAUGGAGGAUGAUGAGACUGAGGCAGAGGGAGUUGCCAAGGCAGGUUCGCGUCGACCAUCAAAGGCCAAGGCUGGGAAGAAGGGUAAGAGCGUCGAUGAUGGAAAGCUCAGUGAAACUGAAUUAAAUGCAAAGGAGCAAAAGCGAUUGAAGCUCUCCAUUGCAACCAAGCUACGAUGGGCUUCUGGCAAGAUGGUUGGUCCAAUGCAAAAGCGUCAAGCUACCAACGAAGCCAAGAAGGCUGCGCGACUGGCUGCCAAGAACGGUACUCAAGAUAGUGCUGCACCCAUCCAACCCGCCACCAUCGCAGGACUCAGCACCACUAUUGCAUCAGCUCCUCCUCCAGCUACCGCAUCCGCAUCAAAACCCGCCCCUGCUCCGCUCACCAUCUCGGCAUCCUCUUCUGCUACUAGACAAAGUGGCCGUAAGCGCAAGCCUACCAGCCGUGCUAUGAUGGGUCUUGACGGUGCAGACGAUUCGGACGACGAGGAUGAUGAUGAUGAUCGGCCCGAAUUCAGAUCAGAGUACGAUACCUUCCAAGCUUUGAGCUCCCCUGGUACUCCAGCUCUGGGAAAGCGUAAACCCUCCUACUUUGUUCCUCCUUCUGCCCUAGUCGACACCUCCGGCGACGACGGCGAUGAUUCUUACUAG